AUGGAGACUGACACUGUCAUUGUCGGCAAUGGGCCGUCUGCCAUGAUCCUUUCCUACAUACUGCAUGGCCAUAUUCCUUUCUAUUCGUCCGAACCUCCACAUCCCGAUCAUCUCUUGGACGCUAAACUAAAAGAGGCGCCGGAUCUUUUGAAUGCCGACGUCAAUUCCCUUACUGCGCAUUUUGACGCCUCGCGCCUAUCAUAUUCAACACAGGCGCUUCCAAUCAACGUCUUAUUUGACACGCUUGUACGACCAAGCGUAGAUGUGGACGAACCAGGCUGUAUCUCCAAUGUAGAGUGGCGCUCUCAACCUGAAAAGGCCGUGCCGCACCUGGUUUUUGGGAACUCAUCGAGCCCGGGUGGUCAAUGGACAGAAGACCCAUUGGGUGCUAGUUGGGAUAUCCAAACCUUGAGCUAUGCGGCAAUGCUGUCUUUGCCCGGCUACUCCUUUGCCGACCACCAUAAGAAGACAACGGGCCAGGAGCUCCCUGCAUAUACGAGGCCCACAAGACGCGAGAUUGCGGAGUACUUUGCAGCCUAUCCGCAAGCUGCCCUGAUUGAUGAUUCUUUCCGAUGUGGGGAGGAGUUGAAAGAUAUAUCCCGCACGACAGAUGGAUUUUACAUUCGGUCUCAUAAUAUUAAGUGCAAACGACUUGUCCUGGCAAGUGGUAUAUUCUCCGAAGUCCUUCCACCGGAGCCGCUGCUACAACCUAUUUUACAAACCACUUCUAUACCCUCCCUCCCGCUUCUUGUCGUCGGAUCUGGUUUCUCUGCUGCAGACUCGAUCAUAUCCGCUUCCCCAGAUCAACAUAUCCUGCACAUAUUCAAAUGGGCCCCAAACGAUCGCCCAUCUCCUCUUCGAGGCUGUCACCAGCAAGCGUACCCUGAAUACGCUGGUGUCUACCGUCUGAUGAAAAGAGCUGCACUUGCAGCCGAAAAGCCAGGCAAAGACCAGCGGCCCAAAUACCGGCGCGCUACCUCGACCCCGUUCCUUGAAAGUCGGAACUGGGAAGAGUUAUACGAAGGUGUCCCCAACGUUGAAAUCACGGAUGUGGACAUUCAAGAUGGCCUAGCUACGGUCAAAUUCCGCGACCGGGACGGAUCAGUCUUUUCUCGGUCUGUACGCGGCCUUGUGUACGCCGCCGGUCGUCGAGGCACGCUGGAUUAUCUUGAUCCCACGCUCCGCUGUGAAGUGCUGGGGCACAACGAUCAAGAUCCAGUAGUCACUGGUCAAACACUCCGCGCAAAAGCCAUUGAGGACCUAGAAGUUACCCAUGGUGUUUAUAUCAUCGGGAGUCUAACAGGAGAUUCUCUGGUGCGCUUCUCCUACGGCGGCUGUGUCUACGCUGCUGGGCAUCUUAUUGAGGGCGAGCGAGACACACGCAGCGUCUGUAGCAGUGUCGUCUCGGCUGCUAAACCACACGGCUCCUCGCUGUCCGUUAUGAACGGCAUGGAUGGCCACCUUGUGUAUCCCGCUGGAAAUGCUUCAGAAUUGACCCGCGAGGACACAUUCAGUAAGAUGUCUACGGUCACAGAUCAGCCUGCUGUACCUGGUUGGUGGAAAACACUCACACGCAUGUGGAAUGACAUUCUACGAUAA
Molecule: messenger RNA, 1599 nt
Organism: Penicillium antarcticum
Lineage: Eukaryota; Fungi; Ascomycota; Eurotiomycetes; Eurotiales; Aspergillaceae
Exons: 2
Coding region: 1-1599 (532 amino acids)
Source: RefSeq, a predicted model, not a curated record